Messenger RNA from Notodromas monacha, 684 nucleotides. Lineage: Eukaryota; Metazoa; Arthropoda; Ostracoda; Podocopida; Cyprididae. The record is from the annotation of a GenBank genome assembly.
UCCAGUGCGACUUCAUUCCCGUCAGGAACCGUGGUUUCAGUUUCCGGAUGGGGAGUUAUUGAUUCAAACGCAGGAGCAUUAUCCACCGACACUUUGCAUUAUGGUACCAUGGAAGUGACCAAUGUUGCCUAUUGUGGAAUGACUGUGGAGAAAACAACCAGACGACUUUGCUUGACGCCAUCCCGUACCACAACCAAGCAAUCUGCGUGCUUUGGAGAUUUAGGUGGACCUGUGGUAUACAAUAACCAACUAAUAGCGAUCAUGACUUACAUACCGGGAACCAUAUCCUGUCAAGCCACAGAUUAUACAAUUGGAGUUCUCAUCGGCCCACAAUCGGAUUGGAUCAAGAAGUUUACGUGAAGACAUUCUCUCAAUUGAAAAUCCCGAAUACCUCCCUGGAAAAUGAAUCACGACUUACUGCACCCUUUGUAAAUGAGACUUGAUGAAACACUGAAAUGUUUUCAGAACGGAUUCAUGAUUCUUCCACCGAUGCCGCAAGUGUGAUAACAGAUAACCACUCCCAAAUUGAUACUCAUUUCCCAAAAAAUUGAAAUCGCGGUGUCAAAAAAAAAAAGACGGGAAACUGGAUUUUUACUACUGUAUUCGCUAUCGCAAUGUUAAAGAAAAUCAUUCACUCACGCGGGUUAAAAAAAAAAAAAAGAGACGAGAAACUGGAUUUUUACU